Ziziphus jujuba (common jujube) is the source of this 2127-nucleotide messenger RNA. Its product is annotated as amino acid transporter AVT1E. The transcript is spliced from 11 exons. The coding region runs from base 248 to 1885 and encodes 545 amino acids. NCBI's taxonomy places the organism in Eukaryota, Viridiplantae, Streptophyta, Magnoliopsida, Rosales, Rhamnaceae. Gene Ontology annotation, cellular component: plasma membrane. The record is from RefSeq and is a predicted model, not a curated record.
GUUUACGCUUAAACGCUCAACCCCAGCCACCAGCGUCUCAUCAAAGAAAUCCUACAUCGCUUGACGCUAUCAUACAUAUCCACUAGGAAUCCAAAUAAGACCAAACUAGUUUCUUGUCGAUCCUUUAAAUAUGUUUUAUUAUAGUUUUCAAUUAUUCGUUAAUUUUCUCACCGAAUUAAGGUUUGUGUUUUUGUUCCUCAAAUAUUGUUAGUUUGAAUCCAAGAAAUAAAAAAGAAAAAAAAAAAAAAUGAAGAUGAAGCUGGACGAGGAUCUGGGCCGUGAUCGAGGAGAUGAUGAUCAAUUCCAAACUGACGAUGAAGAAAAUCAAGCAGAAAGAGUAUUUGAUCUUGAGGGUGUAGACACUGAAUCUGAUGUUGAUACAUUACCCUCUAGGCAUGAUUCCGGUAACGAUAUAAUCGACGAUGACAUGCCGGCAUGGCCUCAGAGCUAUAGGCAAUCAAUUGACAUGUACACAAGUGUGACACCUCCUAAUGUGAAUUUCUUGAGGGGAAGUGGUUUGGUUAAAAGAAGUACAUCUUCGUUGUCGGCAUUCAAGACACAACAACAAGCAUCUGAAUCUGAUACACUGCUCAGGAAUCAUCUUCUCUCCGAGACAUGUUUAAACCAAGAAGCUUCAACACCAACUUUCAGAUCAUCCUCUCUUCUUUAUUCCAAACCCUCCAUACGUGAAUUGCCUCCGCCACAGAAGCAAUGUUCAUUUGCUCAAGCAACACUUAAUGGAAUCAAUGUUCUAUGUGGAAUAGGCCUCCUUACAACUCCAUAUGCAAUAAAAGAAGGGGGUUGGUUGAGCCUCAUGCUACUUGUAAUGUUCGGUGUGAUAUGUUGCUAUACAGGGAUUCUAUUGAAAUGUUGCUUGGAAAGCACUCAAGGACUUGAAACAUACCCUGAUAUUGGCCAGGCUGCUUUUGGCAAAGCCGGUCGCUUAGCCAUAGCUAUACUUUUGUAUAUGGAACUAUAUGCUGCUUCUGUUGAGUUUAUAACCAUGAUUAGCGAUAACUGGGCAUCGUUGUAUCCGAACACCUCCAUAAGUUUUGGUGGAAUCCAACUUGAUUCUCAUCAAACAUUUGCAAUCUCAGCAGCUCUUUUAAUUUUGCCAACCGUUUGGCUUCGAAAUCUUAGUUUGCUCUCCUACCUCUCAGUUGGAGGAGUGAUUGCAUCAAUCCUGGUUGCGCUUUGUUUGUUAUGGGUUGGAGUGGUGAACAAAGUUGGAUUUCAUCCCGGUGGAACAGCCUUAGAUCUUACAAACUUCUCUGUUUCAAUUGGUAUAUAUGGCUACAGCUACUCAGGACACUCAGUUUUUCCAAAUAUCUAUAGCUCCAUGAAAGAACCAUCUCAGUUUCCUCAUGUUCUAUUCACCAGCUUUCUCUUUUGUUUUCUCAUGUACAUUGGGGUUGCAGUAUGUGGCUUUCUAAUGUUCGGAAACUCAACUCAAUCUCAGUUCACUUUGAACAUGCCCAAACAACUUGUUGCUUCUAAAAUUGCAACUUGGACAAUGGUGGUUAACCCAAUUACAAAAUAUGCUUUAACAAUUACACCAGUGAUGUUGAGUUUGGAGGAACUCUUGCCUUUGGCCUUGCGUGAAUCAUACAGUGUCUCACUUAUUAUGAGAACAAUUUUGGUGUUUUCAACUUUGAUCGUCUCCUUGACUGUUCCAUAUUUUGGUUCAGUGAUGGCAUUAAUUGGUUCUAUGCUUGCUAUGCUAGUUGCUCUUAUUUUCCCGUGUGCUUGUUAUCUUAGGCUAUUCAAACAUAGAGUAACUAAGUUACAGAUUGCAGUUUGCAUUUUCAUUAUGAUUGUGGGGUUGGUUUGUUCUUGUAUUGGCACAUUUUCAGCUAUAAGAAGAAUAGCUGAGAAGAUGGCAUGAAAAUAAUUAUGAAUAUGUUGUUGUCCACAUUAUACGCUAAGAAUACUGCAAGUGCCAAAUAAGCAUCUGUAAAUUCCUAACCGCAGGACGAAAAAAAGAAAAAUAGUGAUGACUCAUGUAUUUGUAAAGCAAUUUUUAUUUUGAUGGAAAAAAAAGAAGAAAAAAUUCAUUUACGCCAUCUAUGUACUGUGGGAUUAACAUAUUUUAUAUUUUUAGAAAUUGUAAAAAACUCUCUCUAAAUA